Molecule: messenger RNA, 859 nt
Organism: Camellia sinensis
Lineage: Eukaryota; Viridiplantae; Streptophyta; Magnoliopsida; Ericales; Theaceae
Source: RefSeq, a predicted model, not a curated record
CACAAACCACAGAGGAUAAGGCAUAUGUGCAAGUGAGGCAAACCCAAUUUGGAGAGCUUUUGUAUAUGGUCAUCAAUGGCAGAAGAACCUACAACUCCAAUUUCAUCCUUAGCCUCCCAAAUAUGCACCCAAAUAGCCUCCGUCUUCACCAUCCCCACCUCCACUGCGCCGCCGCUUGACCUCAUGGUGGCGGAAAUCUCCGGCGCCGCCGCCCGGAAAUCCCAAAUCUUCGUCUACGGAGUCGGCCGAGAAGGCCUCAUGCUCAAAGCCCUAUGCAUGAGACUCUCUCACCUCGGACUCUCUUCCCACUGCGUCUUCGACAUGACCACUCCUCCGAUCUCCUCCUCCGACCUUCUCAUCGCCUCCGCGGGUCCCGGCGGGUUCUCCACCGUUGAUGCGAUCUGCGGCGUCGCCAGAUCCAACGGCGCUCGCGUUCUACUGCUCACCGCUCAGCCCGAGUCCGGAUCGUCGGUGAAGUAUGCGACUGUGAUUGCUCAUAUUCCGGCGCAGACAAUGGCGGAUGAUGGUGGUGGUGGUGGUGGUGGAUCUGGGGGGCUGCUUCCGAUGGGGAGUGUGUAUGAAGGAGCGAUGUUUGUGUUGUUUGAGAUGGUUGUGUUUAGAUUGAGUGAGGUUUUGGGUGAGAGUUCUGAGGCAAUUCGAUCUCGUCAUACUAAUUUGGAGUGAAGAAGAUGAUCAGUUUCAUUACAGAGACUUUGGAUCGUAUGUGUAUCAUAUCCCGUGGUGACGACCUGUACACGUUUUGUUAUAUAUCAUUGGAUUUGGAAUGUUAGUUGUAAUUUGAUUACCAUCUUUAAUUAUAAUAUUAUUUUAGUUAUAAUUUUAAAAAAAAAAUUAAUUA